AAACCCUCGCCUCUGUCGCCGAUUGAUUUGUCCUGACUGCUCCCUCCGGCGACGCGGCGGUGAGGUUUCCGCCUACGCCGCCUCCUUCGCGGCAACCGCCUCGGCCGCUGAGGAUCCAACGAUCUUGUGAUGAAAGAUAAAGGCGAUCCAGGCGGAUGGGACACUGAAGAAAAGAGAAGGCAAGAGGAGGCAGCCUGUUAGCGGGAUGGCGCAGGAUAAUGAAGAUGAGGUGGAGGAUAAGAGGAAGGAGAAGGGAGACGGUGGAGUGCUUCAGGUUCUUGAUGAGAGCUUCAAGUGCUCGUUUUGCAUGCAGUUGAUUGAACGCCCUGUGACUACACCAUGUGGUCACAAUUUCUGCUUGAAGUGCUUCCAGAAAUGGAUUGGGCAGGGAAAGCGUGAUUGUGCCAACUGUCGUGCAGUAAUUCCAUCCAAAUUUGCGUCCAACCCAAGGAUUAACUCAACACUCGUUUCAGCUAUUCGAAUGGCAAGGUUUGCUAAACCAACCAUAACAGGGACUUCAAAAUUUUAUCACCACGUAGACAAUGAAAGCAAGCCUGAUACAGCAUUCACAACUGAACACGCUAAAAGAGCAGGAAGAGCAAACGCUUGUAGUGGCAAAAUAUUUGUUACUGUUCCACCAGAUCAUUUUGGUCCUAUUCCUGCGGAGAAUGAUCCCAUAAGAAAUAGGGGUGUGUUGGUUGGGGACAGUUGGGCCGAUAGAUUGGACUGUAGACAAUGGGGAGCCCAUCUGCCACAUGUAGCAGGCAUUGCUGGGCAAUCUGGGUAUGGUGCUCAAUCUGUUGCACUCUCUGGAGGAUACGAAGACGAUGAAGAUCAUGGCGAAUGGUUUCUUUAUACUGGCAGUGGUGGGAGGGAUCUGAGUGGGAACAAGCGGACAAACAAGGAGCAGUCAUCUGAUCAGAAGUUUGUUAGUUCAAAUGAGGCAUUACGAGUUAGUUGCCUAAAAGGGUAUCCUGUGAGAGUAGUAAGGUCCUUCAAAGAGAAGCGUUCUUCAUAUGCUCCAGAAUCAGGUGUGCGCUAUGAUGGAGUUUACAGGAUAGAAAAAUGCUGGAGAAAACCAGGAAUUCAGGGUUUUGUGGUGUGCCGCUAUCUUUUUGUACGAUGUGAUAAUGAACCCGCACCAUGGACAAGUGAUGAGCAUGGUGAUCGCCCGAGGACCUUACCUGUCAUUAAAGAACUUAAGGGUGCUACUGAUAUAACAGAGAGAAAGGACAGCCCUUCUUGGGAUUAUAAUGAUGAAAAGGGAUGGAUGUGGAUGAAGCCUCCACCAGAGAGCAAAAAACGAGUUAGGAGUUUGGAUCCCGGAGAGCUAAAGAAAGCAAGGAAAGCUAUAAAACUUGCACAAAAAACCUCUAUAAGAGAACGGCUACUGAAAGAGUUCAGCUGUGCGAUUUGCCAUCAGGUGAUGACUUCACCGGUUUCUACACCCUGUGGCCACAGCUUCUGCAAGCCGUGUCUUGUUGGGUUCUAUGCUGAGCAGUCCUUUGUUCGGCAGACUGUUAGUGCAGGUGGUCGUACCCUUCGUGCUCGUAAAAUAGUCAGGAAGUGUCCUUCGUGCACGUAUGACAUUGCAGACUAUCUCAAAGAUCCACAGGUUAAUAGACAGAUCAUGAAUCUGAUCGACUCACUUAAGCGUGAAGCUGAUGAGAGUGAAUUGGCUGAAAAAGGAAAAGAUAGUGAUGAAGAGGAUGAUAUGAAUGAAGAUGGCAAUGAAGCAGAUGAGGGUGAAGUGUUGAAGGGAAGUAAGACGGAAACUGAGGAACCAAAGGAGGCCAAACGUGAAACUUCGAUGGAUAGUGCUCUAAAAGAGGAAUAGGAAAGCGAAUUCUGAUUAGGGGGGGAAAAGAGCUUCUGAUGGAUGGUGUAUAAGAGCCUCCAUUUUGUUUUUCUCUAGGUAUAUCAUGAUGUUAAGUUAACAGACUUGCCUUUUGAAAGACUAAAACUUUGGAAGUUAUAUCAGUUAUGAAAAUUUUUACUUUUAUUGACUAUUA
Asparagus officinalis (garden asparagus) is the source of this 2012-nucleotide messenger RNA. Its product is annotated as E3 ubiquitin-protein ligase ORTHRUS 2-like. NCBI's taxonomy places the organism in Eukaryota, Viridiplantae, Streptophyta, Magnoliopsida, Asparagales, Asparagaceae. Gene Ontology annotation, molecular function: metal ion binding; ubiquitin protein ligase activity. Gene Ontology annotation, biological process: protein ubiquitination; negative regulation of gene expression via chromosomal CpG island methylation. The coding region runs from base 206 to 1837 and encodes 543 amino acids. The transcript is spliced from 9 exons. The record is from RefSeq and is a predicted model, not a curated record.